UCGCUUAUCCUCUCCGGCGUCACGCCCCCGUAUAAGUAGCCGCACGCACUCCAUUACGUUAAUCCCCAGCUCCAGCUUAAAUAUACUCCCGCACGCCUGCCUAGAAGCUCGCGACGACGAGGAAGAAGGGGCAGACCAGAUACCAAGACAACCACUAGCCUGCUCUUGUUGAGAAGGAAGCGAUUCUUGGAAACCAGAGAUAUACUAUGGCGGUGACAGGGACGACGGUGGCGGCGGCGGCCACGAUGCUGGCAGCCCUAGCGGCGAUCUUCCUCUCCUUCGUGCUCUGCUUCUACAUAUUCCUCUGCGCCAAGCGCUCCAGAGGAACCGCGCCGCCGGCCCCGGGCAGCGGCUUCCUCGCGCACCUCCGCUACUUCUUCUGCGGGGGCAACGGCCUCGCCGCCUCGGGCGACGGCGCCGGCGCCGCCGUGUGGUACUACGACGGGGGCCUCGACGAGGCGUCCAUGGCGUCGCUGCCCAGCCGGGCGGUGGCCAAGGGCGAGGCGAUGCACUGCGCGGUCUGCAUCACGGAGCUGGCCGCCGGGGAGGCCGCGCGCGUGCUGCCGCGCUGCGGCCACGGCUUCCACGUCGCCUGCGUCGACAUGUGGCUCAAGUCCCACUCCACCUGCCCGCUCUGCCGCCGCCCCGCCGUCGACGCGCCGCCCAUGCCGCCGCCGCCCGUGCACGCGCCCGAGGCCGACCAGGAGGCGCCCAACUUCCCCACCAACGUCCUCUUCUUCGGCUCGCAGGACGACGUCAGCACCGGCAACGCCCAGCAGCAGACGCCCGCCCUCGCCAUGCCUCCUCCUCCUUCUCCUUCGGCGCAAGAACCGGCCUCCGGGCCGCGCGGAAUCAGGCGGCUUCUCGGGUGUGGCGGCACAUCGCCGCCCCGGCACCAAGAAGACAACGCGGUUAGGGACAUAGAGAUGGGGCUCGCCGGCGGUGGCGAUAACAGCUCGUCGCGGCAACCCAAGCCACCAGCAGGCUCUUGUUGAGGCUCCGCCGGCAGCAGCAUGGUGGACCCCUGCUUCCUUCCUUCCUUCUUCCCGACUUAAUUUUGUGCCGUCUUGCUUGCGUGCCGUCAUCGCAAGUUUUCCUAGCUUGUGCUCCGGUUGCUACAAUCUUCGGAGCAGAGUAAAAAACUGUACAGAUUCUUGUAGAUGUUCGAUGUAUAUUGUGGAUAGAAUGAUCAUGUUCAGGCAUGACACCACCACAAAGAAGAAAACAAAAAAAAUAGAGCUUCAAGUUUGCAUA
Messenger RNA from Lolium rigidum, 1254 nucleotides. RefSeq names its product E3 ubiquitin-protein ligase EL5-like. Lineage: Eukaryota; Viridiplantae; Streptophyta; Magnoliopsida; Poales; Poaceae. The coding region runs from base 207 to 995 and encodes 262 amino acids. The transcript has a single exon. The record is from RefSeq and is a predicted model, not a curated record. Gene Ontology annotation, biological process: protein ubiquitination.